Molecule: messenger RNA, 1036 nt
Organism: Chelonoidis abingdonii (Abingdon island giant tortoise)
Lineage: Eukaryota; Metazoa; Chordata; Testudines; Testudinidae
Product: C-type lectin domain family 4 member G-like
Source: RefSeq, a predicted model, not a curated record
AUGAGAGCACCACAACAGGAGAGACCGCCUCUUACGUGCACUGAGUGUGAAAGCUCAAUCGAGCUCAACACCUUAUCAGCACACUACCGGAAACCCAUGGGGAGUGCCUGGCUGCGGUUUCCUAGAAGCCCGAAGGGGGCGCCAAAAUCCAUAUUAACCCUUUAUGUCCUGCAUGCCGUGUCGUUCGUGCUGUGGACCGUGCUCCUCGCCGUGGCGAUUGCAAAGUACGCAGAGAUGUCCAAGGAGCUGGAGCAGAUGCGGACUGAGCAAUCUGUGCUCAGAGUCAACAGCUCUGAGAUGGCGAAGCAACUGGGGAUGCUUCAUUUCAAUCAAUCUGCCAUGCACAGCACUGGGAAGGAGCCGGCCAAGGACCUGGAGAGGCUGCAGUCGGACCAGGCCAUGCUGAGAGUGGAAGUGUUCAGGGAUCUGGUCAAAGCGAAACAUGACAGAGAUGACAUCAGGGCCGAGACCUUCAAGAUCAUGGAUGCUGCGCAGAAAGGGAACGGCACUUUCCGGUGCCAGCGUGGCUGGGAGCAGUACGGAGGGAGGUGCUACCUUUUCUCCACAUCUGCCCAGCGUUGGCAGGCGGCCAGAAGCUCCUGUUUGAGCCAUGCUGCUGAUCUGGUGGUGAUCAAUGGUCAAAUGGAGCAGAAUUACUUGGCCACUAAAGCUGAUUCUGUACGUCACUGGAUCGGCUUCAGAGACCAAGCGACUGAAGGCAUCUGGCACUGGGUGGACAACACUCCUCUGGCAUUUACGUUUUGGGCCCCAGGGGAGCCCAAUAACAUGUACAGUUUUCAUGUCAGAAAUGAGGACUGUGCCCACCUGCACGAGGGCGGCCAGUGGAAUGAUGAGCCCUGCAACUUGCACUACAGGUGGAUCUGCGAAAAAGCUGGUUCUGUCUAAAUGGCCGGAGUCCUGCCUUUGCUCUGAGCACUGGCUGAAAAGUACCCGGCCCACGAGGCCUGUGAACCGUUCCAGCCCCACACCAGUCCAUUAGGGCUAAUUACACAAAACUGAACACCCUUGUCCUGCC